CGGGGGAGGAGGUGUUUGCAUUUCUCCGCAGGACCAGCUCGCUUUGCAGAGCAUUGUCUGGGUAUGAGAAUCACACACAGGCACAGGGACAGGGGCGAGCGCACCGGAGCAUCUCACUCGGGCAGAGCAUCUCAGCCAGCCUGAGCACCCUUUUCAGUCCCCUGCCCCUUCCUGAGCACCAACAGCCCCCCCAACAAAAGAGAAAAAAAAAAAAAAAAAGAGAAAAUAACCAAAGUUUGCAAAUAUCCCGCCUCCUCCUUUUGCCUUUUUUUUUUUUUUUUUUUUGGUUAGGUGGUUGUUGGUUUUUUAAAAUAUUUUAGCAAUGGCAAAUUCCUUCACGGCCAGGAGCUGGCCCAUCCCCUGAGCGAAGGCAGCUUGGACAUGACCGGCAGGCGAGGGAGGAGGAGGAAUUUGGAUUCCCUUCGGAGGCACCGACCCCUCCUCCGGCCGGGGGGGAGCGCGGAGCCGGCGGGGCUGGACCGACCGCUGUCCCCCCGCGGCCCCCGCCCCGCCCCGCACCACGGGGAUGCGGCAUCUCCAGCGCCGGGACAGAUCCCUGCUGCAAUGAGAUCUGAGCCUUGAGGUGAGGACCUCGACCCAAAUACCUGCAGAGAGCCUGUGCUUCAGCCCUAAUCACAGUGUUAACGAGAAAAACUUGACUGAAGUUAAUUAGGAGAGAAGAUGGCCCUCACCAGGAAGAUCUGCCUCUUCACUCUCAUGUUGCUUCCCAUGGUUACAGCAACCCACUCCAACUGCAUCAUUAAAAAGGAGCAAGAGACUUGUCUGGAGAAGAUCCGGAGGGCAGCUGCCCUGAACCCUUUCAAUGACUCUUCUCCGGGUUGCCCAGGAAUGUGGGACAACAUUACAUGCUGGAAACCUGCAAGUGUGGGGGAAAUUGUCUUUGUCAAGUGUCCUGCACUGUUCAGAUUUAUCAUCCCUGAAGAUGGUUGGGAAGUAGAUAAUUUGGGGCAAACCCAUGCAGGUGAUUAUGACCUGCUGGAAAGCACAGCCCAGUCUCCCCUAGGGGACAUCAGCAGGAAUUGCACUGAGGAUGGCUGGUCUGAACCUUUCCCUCAUUAUUACGACGCCUGCGGCUUUGACGAAAACGAGACAGAGUCCGAUAACCAGGAUUACUACUAUCUGUCUGUGAAGGCUCUGUACACGGUGGGAUACAGCACUUCCCUGGUGUCCCUCACCACUGCCAUGGUCAUCCUGUGUCGAUUCAGGAAACUUCACUGCACCCGGAAUUUCAUCCACAUGAACCUCUUUGUUUCGUUCAUCCUGCGUGCAAUAUCUGUGUUCAUCAAAGAUGGGGUUCUUUAUGCUGAACAGGAUGGCAACCACUGCUUCAUCUCAACAGUGGAAUGCAAAGCAGUGAUGGUGUUUUUUCACUACUGCGUCAUGUCCAACUACUUCUGGCUUUUCAUUGAGGGGUUGUACCUUUUCACUUUGUUGGUAGAAACCUUUUUCCCAGAGAGGAGAUAUUUCUACUGGUACACGAUCAUUGGCUGGGGUACCCCAACAAUCUGUGUCACUGUCUGGGCAGUGCUGAGGCUUCACUUUGAUGACACUGGCUGCUGGGACAUGAAUGACAACACUGCCUUGUGGUGGGUGAUCAAGGGUCCUGUGGUUGGAUCAAUCAUGAUAAACUUUGUGCUUUUUAUUGGCAUAAUUGUGAUACUUGUGCAGAAACUCCAGUCACCUGAUAUCGGGGGCAAUGAAUCCAGCAUUUACUUGAGGCUGGCUCGCUCCACGCUGCUGCUCAUCCCCCUGUUCGGAAUUCACUACACAGUGUUCGCUUUUUCGCCUGAAAACGUCAGUAAGAGGGAGAGACUGGUGUUUGAAUUGGGACUGGGAUCCUUCCAGGGUUUUGUUGUUGCUGUUCUCUACUGUUUCUUGAAUGGGGAGUUUCUCCCUAAAGGUGCAAUCAGAAAUAAAGAGAAAAUGGAGGAGCUGGAAAGUCAACCGGUAUUUUGCUGUGGAUUUCAAACACCGCCAUCCUUCUCUAGCGAGCAGCGGAGUGAACGGGGGGACACAACUGUCCAUUCUGAGCAAGAGCAGCUCUCAGAUUCGGAUGUCCAGCAUAAAUGCGGAGAACCUGGCCACAUGAGCAGCUGAGGGAGCAAAUCCAUCGGGAGCAAACCAAAAACCGCCCCUCGAAACAGAAAAAAAAAUGAAAUAAUAGUUUUGGCUGUGGUGGUGUAGGUCUCUCCUCCUUCUCCUUCUCCUUCUCCUUCUCCUUCUCCUUCUCCUUCUCCGUCUCCUUCUCCUUCUCCUUCUCCUUCUCCUUCUCCUUCUCCUUCUCCUUUCCUUUCCUUUCCUUUCCUUUCCUUUCCUUUCCUUUCCUUUCCUUUCCUUUCCUUUCCUUUCCUUUCCUUUCCUUUCCUUUCCUUUCCUUUCCUUUCCUUUCCUUUCCUUUCCUUUCCUUUCCUUUCCUUUCCUUUCCUUUCCUUUCCUUUCCUUUCCUUUCCUUUCCUUUCCUUUCCUUUCCUUUCCUUUUUUCAUUCUCUCCUCUCCCCUCCUCUCCUGUCGAGGUGACAAAGCAAAGGAAAUGUGUGUAUAUAUCUCUUUUUAACAGUCACUGUAAAUACCCAACUGUACUCAAGGCCAUUAAUGGGGAAUGUUUAACAGACAAACAAGAGGCCAAACCCACCCACUCAACUGUUCCCAUUUCAGAGCAUCUGCAAGUGAUCCGUGUCCGUCCAAAGUAACAAGUGGUUGCUGUGCAGUUGUGAUCCUUGGUUGCCAAACUGAUCCCAGUCUGUGAAUGGACAUGACUGUUGUCAUUUUGCCACUCGGUUUCCUUUUUGGGUUGGAUCUGCCUGUGUUUUUUUCCCCCCAGUCAAACAUGCCCGAGCCUGUCCCUGUCUUUUGGCACGUGAAUUUCUGCAGUGUUUCUCUUUUUGAGUCUUAGGAUGGAGCUGUUGUGCUUGGGUUGAUCAAACCGUUCAGGAAGAUCUCCAGGAAAUUAAGCUGGAUUUAGUCAGACAUUCCCAGUGGUCUUAAAGGAGCAGCUGUGCCAAUGUGAAACUGCCUCUCACUUCAGGAACUUGAGGCAAGAGCAAUGGGAUCCUCUGUGUUUUUCUGUACCCAGGGACACUUCUGAGAUUGUUUGUGUUCUAGCUAAGCUGUGAAUUUUCUAAAAGGGCCCUGCAGUCGAGAUUUACCUAUAUUUUUUUGGCAUUGAUUGACAGAUUGAUCAUUUGGAUUCUUUGAAUUGCAAAAAUAACUGUCCCUUCCCUCCCACCUUAAGAGCAAAAGUCGGUUCCAGGGUGGUCUUUCCCUGCAGAUGACCUUGGACCCUCUGCAUCUGUGGCCAAACGUGGUAUUGGUGUUUUGGGGUCGUGCUGCCACACAGCCCAUGGUGCCUCUGCAACCUCUUGGACUUCUGUGUAUUGACUCUCCCCUGCCAGAGGCACAAGAAGGAUCUGGCACAACAUCCUGGAAGGUAAAAAUCAUCUGCAUUUGGUGAUCAGUGAGCAACUAAACUGAAUGGCAUGAAAGGAAAAUUUAAGGACUUUGGAGGACUUCCCACACCUGGCAGUUUUGUCUCUUUUUGGACAUUCUGUUUGUUUAAGCACCAAUGGUCUUACUGCUUUUUUGGGGGAGGAACUAGAAUGUUCUUUCAACUUUUGCCUUGUAGUUGAAGCCACGACUGGUACUUACCUACUUCAAUCCAGUGUCAACGAUGUCAAUUCUUAAGAGUCUUUAUACAGAGCAUAAAGGCUUUGAGGACCAUCCUAAUGCUCACUUCACUUUGGAUUUAUGAACUGAUAUAUAUAUAUAUAUAUAUAUAAAAUAUAUAUAUAUGUGUGUGUAUGUGCAUAUAUUAAAGACAAAAAUGGAAAUGACACUUUAAAUGUGAAGUUUUGAACUGAAACUAAUAGUAACCAGGAAAUUCAAAAUUCAGGCUGGUUCUUUGGUGUUAGUUGACAUGAUCAUAAACUAAAAAAAAAAAAAAAGGAAAGACUUGGAAUUUUAGUGUCAGCUGAGUGUGAGCUUUUAAUUUCACUGGUUUUGUUAGUUAAGUAAAAAAAAAAAGUUUUAAUGUCAUUUUAAGCAAAGGUUUUUUAAAAUAAUCCUAGUUUACUUAUUUUUAAAAGGAGGGAAAAAAAAGGCCCCAGAAAGUUGUGAAAGGAAUAUUAGUGGUAAUAAUCCUCAACACAUGUAGUGCUUUAUGGGGCAUGAUCUGCUCUCAACUGCAGCAGUUUAAAUGAAUGUAAAAAUAAUUUGAAAUAGAAAUAAUGAUUGAAGUUAUAUUGGUACAGGAUCAUGCUCUUACGAGGUGGUUACACCCCUGUCAUGUGAAAUCUGCGCUUGCACAGAGGACCAGUAAAGUGUUUAAACCACUUCCAUUAUACUCCAAGUUCUUAAGUGGAAUUUAUUUGAUCCAGACACCUUUUUUUUUGCACUUCUGCAGCACUGAUUUACUGCUCUGAGAGUAGAAUUUGUCCCAUUCUUCCCAGCUCUCUGCAGAAGUCACUCGAGUGUUUUUAACUGACGGAUUGGCCCUUCCCCUCUCAUUAGAUGCUUCCAAAAAGCUGUUUGAGAAAGUUUCCCCUGCACUUGGCAGCCUGGACAUUUUUGAAAUCUAAUGUUAAAAGAGCAGAUAACAUCAGGUUUGUGUUUUCUGCAGUUUGGGCUUUCACAAGCAUUAUAUUGACAAUACUGUAAUUGUAUUAUUUAAAAAAAAAAAAUCAAAAGCUAUAUUUUGCAUGAAAGACUAGUAGCCAGUUUUCAAGGAGUUCUAAUUAAUAAAUUAGAACUUUGGAGAUAAAAGAUAUUGAACUAGCUGGAGACUUUUUGCCAUGUUUCAGUCCAGAGCAAGAAGAAGUUUGGAUCAUUAUUUUUUCGUGUACUUUUGGUGUUGUUGUUGAAGCUUUUCCUGAGUUUAUUUCUGGAUUUUGUUGUUUCCCUGGCUGUCCUACAGUGCUCUGAAAUUUGAGCUGGUGGAUCUCAGUCCAGUGCCUCGUGGGUAAAUGUCCACAUCACCAAAACCACCCUUGAAUCCUGCACACUGGAGACCAGGCCCUCAGCUAAAUUCAAAUCAGUACAGAAAACUGUUACUGUUGUUGUCGUUGUUGUUAGAACAAACCCACUUCACUUAGGAUUGGGAUUUGGCUUUGGCACAUUGUUAUUACUAUUUAUUUUUGGUGGUCUCAGCAAGAGAAUCCAAGGGUGGAAUAAGUCAUGAAAACUUGGCCCUUAAUUCCUGGAGCCAAUGCUCAGGAGCAAGACAAGUUGGAGUGCAGUGGAGGGGAAAUUUCUGCUGUUGCAGACCCUCUUUUUCUUGCUCAAAUUGAAGUCUUUGCUACCAUUCACCAGCACCGAAUUUCACAGAGGAAAAGGUACCUCUCGACAUAUUAAAUGUACAAUAUAUCACACAAAAAAUCCCCUUCUGUCAUAAUUUGACUUAUCUGAAGUGUUGCUGCACUUUGCAGAUGUGGCUUUCCCUGGUCACCUGAACUUUCUCAGUGUUGCUGGUAAGAUCAUGCUUGAGGUGUAACUAGUUAUUGCAACCAGACUCUGGUGCCCUGGCACAAAUUAGCCCUCAAGAAACCCUCUCUGUUGAAUGUAAGCUGCAGAUGCUGCCCAGGUAUGGCCACCACUCCCAGUGGCUGUUGUUCCCAUUAAUUCCAGGAGGGAAGAAACCCACAGGUGGUUUGCUUCCAGGUGUGUGUAAAUAUCAACUGAGUGUAACAGUGCUUUGUUUGAUUUUUCACUGUGAAAUAUAUUUUGGAGCAAGAAAGGCUGUGCUCUUAAAAACAAAACACAAUUAAAAUUGAAACAAGUGUGCAGUGCUCCUUGAGCCAUUUUUUUUCUACCGUGUCCAUAAAGUUUUUCCUGUCUAAUUUUCUUAUUUUGCUUUCAUAAGUGUACAAAAACUUUCUGUGCUGCAGCUUUUGUGACUAUUUACUGUAUCUAACCACUGUUUGAUUAUUGACUUGUCAGUGUGAAGUGCUGGUACUACAGGACAAUUAACAUCCCAAAAUGAACACCACAAACUAUAUUGUAAAGGACAAGGCUUGUUUCUUUGCUGCAUGGUGACCUCACCUUCUUUACCUUCACCUCCAUUUAGCAUAUCUGGAACUCAGAGCCCAGGUAAAGAAACUGAAAUGCUUAGUUAUGGGAAUUUUUAUUUCACGGAGGAAAACUACCCAAGUUCCUCUGCAUCAGUUAAGCAUUUGCAUUUGAAAUCCAGGUGUUAAAACAGGGUGGUGGGAGAAGGGACAGAGAUGAAGGCAGGGGAGUCCAGAGUAAAAUGCAAUAGAGGUGAAGUUUGGAAGUUAAAUUCAGACACUAUAUUUGGUGUCUGACUCCUCCUUUUCAGCAUCUGUCUCUCAUUGCAACUAAAAGACUGUGCCUUGCAACUGCAAGGCCAAAAACCACCAGAAUUGGGCAUGACCUGCCUGUGCUGGUGGUUUGACAUCACAUUUGCAAAGGUGACUCUCCCCAGACUCUCUCCAUCAUCAAUGGCAAACAGGAGAUACCUUCCAGAAGGGAAUGCAGAGCAGUUCAUGAAAUCAACAACCAAGGUUGGAAGUUGAAUGACCAUCUGGUCCAACCUUCAUGAGAAAGGGAGCUUAGUGAGGUUAUUUAGCACCUUGUCCAGUCUCCUCUUGGAAACCACCAAUGGCACAUCCCUGGGAUGUUGUUCCCAUGAAUGGCUGUUCUUACUCUAAAAAAUUCUUUUCUUUUAUCAAAAUGAAACCUCUCCUGGUGCAGCUUGUACUUGUUCCUCUUCUAUUUUUCAUGUGGAUCCUUGUGAAGAAAGAGCUUUACUCUCUUUGUAGCCACCCUUUUGGGACUGGAACAGUGUGAUGAGGUUCCUACUGAGCCUUCUCUUCUCCUGGGAGAAACUCCUUCAGUCUUUCUUCACUGAUCCAGUUGUCCAUCCCUUUGACCACCCUCAUGGUUCCCCUCUGGACCUUCUCCAGUCUGGCCACCUCUUUCUUGAACUGUGAGGACCAGAGUGGGACAGAAUAUAGAAUUUCUUAGACUCCUGCUGGAAACCUGAUCUGGGAGAAUCUACUCUUUUUCCAACAGGGAUGGAAGGAUUAGUUAUCAUAGUUUGCCUUCACAGCGUCAUUUUUGCAAAAUUGUGGCUUUUCAUAGUAUUUUCAUGUCCAUGGUGGAUGAAAUUCUGCUUCUGAAUAACAUGAAGGCUUCAGUGCUUGCUUCUGGUUGUAUGAAAGAUUCAGGGGGUGUUUUCCUAAUCCUAUGGACAGAAGAAAUGAGUAACUGAAAAUAAGCAAAGCCAAAAUGAGCAAGAGCAAAACAUAUCUACUCAAUGUGAAGGAAGCUCUGGAGUUGCCAUUAUUUCAUAUUAUAACAUUCCCACUCCUAAACUGAUCACCUCUCCUUUUCAAAUUCAGUGGGAUUUUCUUUUUCUCACCUUCUCUUCCCACUGGAAAGUUGUUGCAAAACUUUUCUCCUUUGGCAGUUAGAAACCUUUUUUUUCUGAAUUCCAAGUCAAAAUAAUUCUGGGCUCUCUUAGGUUCCUUUUCAUACCAGUCUUGCCUCCAGUUUCUCCCUCUCUUCCUGAGGUAUAAACAGCUUUAUUUCACAUAAAGUCUGCAGUUUGUCCUUGGUCAUACAGCUGAAAGAUAAGACUAAAAAAACCCAUGUUAUUUAGCUGCGUUUGUUUCAGCUCUAAUCCAAGUUUGGGCAGCAAAAACAAUGUAAGGAAUCAAAUAAAGAUGUGAAUUCACACAGAAUAGUAGGAAAAUUACCCGGAAGCAGAAUGCUAAGAACCCUGGGGAAAAAAAAAAAAAGAAAGAAAGGGAAAAAUAAAAACUAAGAGAUAGAUUUCCAGUCCUUGAAAACCUAUAAAUGGUAUUUGGUUUUUGAGUAAUUUUCUUUCAGAUAGGUCUAAAGGAAAGUAAUUCCAAUAUUUUCCCUUUCUCCUUUCAGAGUUGAUCUUGCAAGAGAAACUGUAUCACUGCUGUUUCCCAUCAGAGGCAUAGGACACAUACUCAGUCAAAAUACUGCAAGAAAUCAUCGUUCAAAUGGCCUAAAAGACACUGGUUGUGUCAGUUUGUGAGGUUUCAGUGCUCAUGUAUCUGACAUUGCUACUAAAUCCCUGCCAAAUCUGGUCUGCAAACCAUAAAAAUGUCCAACUUUAUUUUUCCAGCCCAGCUCUGACAAAAAUUAGGUAUAAAAAUUUUAGUACCAUAGAAAAAAAAAAUGUCCAGAGUGACAUUAGCAAACAGUGGCAAUAAAAGAAGUGGAAACCUCAUUAAUUUAAUUGGCUUUAUCUGCCUUGUUAUUUGAAAUUGUUUUUCGAUAGUGUUUCGGAAAUAAUUGCUUAUGUCAGAGGUUUUUAACCUGUGGUCUGUGAAGACUUCAGAGCCCAGAGACUAUUUCUGAAGUGUUCAUGGGAGAGGAUUAAAAAAAAUAAGUUCAUUUUUGUGUGUAGCAAUAGAUGUCUGGGAGGCUCCUGAAGAGCUUCAGUCUUACGUGUCUUUAUGCAAAGGCUCCCACAGAUAAAGACCUAGGAAGUUCAAUAAAUUCAGAUUUUCCUCCUUGCUUUGAUUAUGUCCUUUCUUGAUAUUAAGACUUUCACUUUUGUUCUGAGGUUUUCCUCGUGUGGGCAGGGCUUCCAGAGAAAUGUGUGCUUAUAUUGUCAAUAUUAUACUUAUAAUCACUGCAGAGCAGUGAAUGUGUCCUCCACAGAACUCUUAUACAUGGAAGGGAAGCAAGACAAGUAGGAAGAGCAGAUAGAGCAGAAUUUAUGGACACCUCCAUGAGGUCCUACUUGGCCUCCAGCUGCCAGACAAGAUUGGAGUUUCUUACAGUUCCUGGGUCAUAUUUGUGAGCUCUGUGUGGAUAUCUAGGAAACAGAUAAACUCCCUGAGUGGGAUUCACUUCCAGACUCAGAUACUGAACUUUAUUAUCUCUGUGAGGGCUGUGUCUCCUGGAGUCUUGUUUCUACGACUGUAAAAUGUGCAUAAUGCAAAAAAUACAACCAGAUACCUGUUUUUUAGCAGUUUUCUUCCUUAGGAGUUAAAUAUCAAGGGCUAUAUUAGACGUGUGUCCCUUUCAACACCAGGCACCUUCAGCAUUAGAUGGUCUGGCCCACGGUUAAAGUCCUGGAAAAGGUCUUGUGUCCUCAAGCAGUCAGCUAAGGAGAUACCCACACCACUCCAGACGUCAAGAGCUGAGGUGUCACCCCUUUGAUCUGCUUUCUCCACUUUGCCUUUGUGGCCACAAGAGACAAAAGGGCAAUUUCAGAGCACAAAAAUCAAAACUCGUGUUUUUGAUGUCCACUCAGAGGGGAGAUGAUUCACACUUUGCGAGUGUUCCUUUCCACCGGGAGGUCGAGGUGGCCAGACUGGAGACAGAUGUUGACACUGUGCAAGCCUGGAUGUGGAGAUGGAUUUUCCCUGGCAACUUUGCCUGGUCACUGCUCUUCUGCUUCACACAUGCUGAGAAACAAUGGCUUUGAAAAGCUUUGGGGAGGGGCUCCUGCUGGGUAUUAGCAGCCAGAUCUGAGGGAGGUGUUAUGCCUGAGGGAGGUGUUAUGCCUGAUAAAGGCUGAGCAGAGUUUUCAGGAAGUCUCCUUCCCUCUGUCAGGUUGUGUCCAUAUGACCAGCACUUCUGUGUCCAGAAACAAACCAUAUUAUACAGCGCACAUGCAGUGAAAAAAAAAAAAAAAAAAAUUAAGAUUUUACCCUCUGCUUUCAGCAGUCAGGAACAUGCAACCAGUUCAGAAUUGCGUUUAAAGGACAAAUUAGGAAGAUCUGGAGUGUGCAGUCGCAGUUAAUGAUGCUCUGAUGUUAAGCUCCGUGUAUAUCUGUACUAAAGAGCUAAAUUCAGCUAAAUACACAUUGUACUUUGUGUAUGAAAACACACCAGCAGAGCUUGAACAAUGUUUUGAACCUCGUGGUCUUUCACCUUCUUAUGGUUCGAAUUGCAAUUUCCCAUUGGCUUUCUUUUGGGGAAUUCAUCCAUGUGAAGAAUUACUGUGUGAUAUGACACUGUGUGAUCUGACACUCUUCAGUGUCUGAAAUUCCUUAGGCUUCUGCAUAUGCCUUUCCCAAUGGACUUUGUGCUUGCAGAGAAGUCUCAAGAGGCCUUUGUGUAUCAGUAUAAUCUGUAAAAAACAAAUAUUUGGUGUGUUCAUUCUCUUUCCCUUCUACUUGUCAAUUUAGUGGCAAUGCAAACCUGCUAUAGCUCUGAGAAGUACCAAGUUAUCGGAUGGAAAGCUGUAUUUUGGCUUUUGACUGUGUCAAGGUACAAAGUUAUGGCCUGUUGGGUCUAAUACUGACCUUUUUUGGUCAAAACUGGUUUAACUGGUAAUGGGAUUUGGGGUUAUUCAGCUUUGUUAUGAGGUGGAAACACAGAUAUCAAUUGCUGCUUUCUAACCUUUUUUGUGUUUUGAGAAAUUGUUUUUAACAUGUAUACUGCUGUAGAUGACACAAUAAAUGUAUUAUCAUUUUGUAUAAGUCUGUUCUGAUAUAAAAUUGCACCAAAGAGAA
This is a messenger RNA of Chiroxiphia lanceolata (lance-tailed manakin), 10481 nucleotides long. It is a transcript of the gene ADCYAP1R1, whose product is annotated as ADCYAP receptor type I. NCBI's taxonomy places the organism in Eukaryota, Metazoa, Chordata, Aves, Passeriformes, Pipridae. The transcript is spliced from 16 exons. The record is from RefSeq and is a predicted model, not a curated record. Gene Ontology annotation, molecular function: peptide hormone binding; vasoactive intestinal polypeptide receptor activity; G protein-coupled peptide receptor activity. Gene Ontology annotation, cellular component: plasma membrane; neuron projection. Bases 682 to 2118 code for a protein of 478 amino acids. Gene Ontology annotation, biological process: cell surface receptor signaling pathway; adenylate cyclase-modulating G protein-coupled receptor signaling pathway.